AUGGGAGUCAGAACUUGGGAGAUGUUGGCAGGCGACCCACGACAAGGUCUUGAGAGUGGCAGAGCCAUGCUUCUUGCCUUAGCCGUUCUCUUUCUUUCUACCCUGGUAACUGAGCGUAAAGAGCGCCAAAUGAUUUUUGUUACAUACCGACAUGGACCUUCCACUUUGACCGCCAGAUCACAUCGUUCAUCUCCCCUCUUUUCGGCGAGAGCUUUGGACCUGAUUUAUUUCUGCUAUGGUUUUGUCCCAACAACACGCAGCUGUUUCCGGGUCUUGCACCACAAAUCUGUCAUUGACAGUUCUGAUUCGACAAACAAGUUCAAGAUGCGAUAG
Cyclocybe aegerita is the source of this 333-nucleotide messenger RNA. Lineage: Eukaryota; Fungi; Basidiomycota; Agaricomycetes; Agaricales; Hemipholiotaceae. The record is from the annotation of a GenBank genome assembly.